Daldinia decipiens is the source of this 1004-nucleotide messenger RNA. RefSeq names its product glycosyltransferase family 1 protein. The transcript is spliced from 3 exons. Lineage: Eukaryota; Fungi; Ascomycota; Sordariomycetes; Xylariales; Hypoxylaceae. Gene Ontology annotation, molecular function: hexosyltransferase activity. Gene Ontology annotation, biological process: dolichol-linked oligosaccharide biosynthetic process. Bases 230 to 826 code for a protein of 198 amino acids. The record is from RefSeq and is a predicted model, not a curated record. Gene Ontology annotation, cellular component: extrinsic component of endoplasmic reticulum membrane; UDP-N-acetylglucosamine transferase complex.
UGGUAAAGAACUCUACCUGUAGCCAAUCAUUCUCUGUCCACGUUUCCCUUCCCUGCAACUUUCGAGAUAUUAUGUAACAUUCCCAUGCUCUAACACCUAAUUAAACAUCUUCACGUUCUCUGCCAACAUAACGCCGUGAAGGUAGGAGAUACCGAGUGCUAAUCAUCUCCUACACGACCAAGUCAGCACCGUAGGAACCAUCUCCCCUCCCCAUAUCAACCACUUCACCAUGGCGCCCCGAGACAGAUACAAGUACGCCUUCGUCACCAUCGGCGCCAGCGCCAGCUUCAAGCUGCUCAUCGAGGAAGUGCUCUCGGAAGCCUUCCUCGCCAAGCUCAAGUCCCUCGACUUCACUCAUCUCAUCAUCCAGUGCGGGCCUGACUAUGACUACUUCCUGUCUGCCGAGCCUGAGCCAUGUCCCGACGACCCCGACGAACUGCUGAUUGUCGGCUUUACUUACCACGACGACAUUCGGGGAUACAUGGAGCUCACUACUGCUGGCUACAUUACUCCUACGUUUAAGCGAGAACGCGGAUUGAUCAUUACUCACGCGGGCUCCGGGAGUAUCCUGGAAGCGCUCGAUUUCGACUCAGCGCUGAUCGCGGUGCCUAACCCCACGCUCAUGGGUAACCACCAAUCUGAGAUUGCCGAGGAGAUGGAUAGUCAGGGGCACCUAAUCCAGGGCAAGAUCGGCUCGCUUGUUGAUAUCAUCAACGAAGACAUUCUCACAGCUCCCAAGAAGCAGUGGCCCCCGGACCCGGACCCGGAGUCGGAGUGGCCUGGCGGUCUCUGGGACGUCAUUAGCGCUUUGAUGCCGGAGCGCUAAUUCUGCAUUUUACCACCGAUGGGUGGUUAGGGUUAUUUAGUUUCGGCGUUUACUAGGAAAGGGAGAUACCCCAAUUGCGACUGUUUUAGUUUCCGCUAGGCAACUCGAAUUACAUUUACGAAUAGACCAUGGUUCUGAUGACUAUCCUAUAACGUAUCUAACAUAUGCUAUACUCAAC